This is a messenger RNA of Macrobrachium nipponense, 1448 nucleotides long. Its product is annotated as actin-like. Lineage: Eukaryota; Metazoa; Arthropoda; Malacostraca; Decapoda; Palaemonidae. The record is from RefSeq and is a predicted model, not a curated record. The transcript is spliced from 2 exons. Bases 49 to 1182 code for a protein of 377 amino acids.
CGAAGACUCGACCACGGUUACUUCUCUACCCAGUAAACUACCUCCACCAUGUGUGACGACGAAGAUGCGGCGGUACUUGUCUGCGACAAUGGCUCCGGUCUUGUCAAGGCUGGCUUUGCCGGUGAUGACGCUCCUCGAGCUGUCUUCCCCUCCAUCGUUGGCCGUGCCCGUCACCAGGGUGUGAUGGUCGGUAUGGGUCAGAAGGACGCCUACGUCGGUGAUGAGGCCCAGAGCAAGAGAGGUAUCCUCACCCUCAAGUACCCCAUUGAGCAUGGUAUUAUCACCAACUGGGAUGACAUGGAAAAAGUAUGGUACCACACCUUCUAUAAUGAGCUCCGCGUUGCCCCUGAGGAAUCCCCAACCAUGCUUACUGAGGCUCCUCUUAACCCCAAGGCCAACCGUGAGAAGAUGACUCAGAUCAUGUUCGAAUCUUUCAACAUGCCAGCGACUUACGUUUGCAUCCAGGCUGUCCUGUCUCUCUAUGCCUCUGGACGUACCACUGGUGAGGUCUGUGACUCUGGUGAUGGUGUUACUCACAUGGUUCCAGUAUAUGAAGGUUUUGCCCUUCCUCAUGCCAUCCUCCGUCUCGACUUGGCUGGUCGUGACAUCACCAACUACUUGAUGAAGAUCAUGACUGAGCGUGGCUACUCCUUCACUACCACCGCUGAGCGUGAGAUCGUUCGUGACAUCAAGGAGAAGCUUUGCUACAUUGCCCUGGACUUCGAGAGUGAGAUGAACACCGCGGCCGCCUCCUCCUCCAUCGACAAGUCCUAUGAACUUCCCGAUGGUCAAGUCAUCACCAUCGGCAACGAGCGUUUCCGUGCUCCCGAGUCUCUGUUCCAGCCUUCCUUCCUUGGUAUGGAAUCUGCUGGUGUUCAUGAGGUCGUCCACAACUCCGUCAUGAGGUGCGACAUCGACAUCAGGAAGGACCUGUUGGCCAACAUUGUCCUGUCAGGUGGUACCACCAUGUAUGCUGGUAUCGCUGACAGGAUGCAGAAGGAAAUCACUGCACUUUCUCCAUCCACCAUCAAGAUCAAAAUUAUCGCUCCUCCUGAGAGGAAGUACUCCGUCUGGAUUGGUGGUUCCAUCCUUGGUUCUCUGUCCACCUUCCAGGCCUUGUGGAUCACCAAGGAGGAAUAUGACGAAUCUGGACCUGGUAUUGUGCACAGGAAGUGCUUCUGAAGAAUUAGUGCUCUAACAUGGUUCUUUGUAACUCUUUAAAAGAAUUUUCAUUCCAACAGUAUCCCUUGUUACAGUAAAUUUGGUAAAAAUAUUGAAACGUAACAGUAUGAUGUACAUCACUUGUUACAGUGCAUUACUAUAAUGAAUUCAAUUCUUAUUAUUGAAGAUGGAUAGAAAUGGGUAAAACCUACACAACAGUAUUAUCUGUAUUUCACUGAAAAUUAUUUAUUGUUAUAAAACGAAUUUAUAAACUUCUCUAUGUAGCA